AUGUUUCGUGCGACACAGACGACGCUUUCAAAGGCGAGUCGCCUCCCGCUGAACUCCAAAAAAGCCAACAAGGAUUUCUACAAAGGCACUCGUGCUGCAAAUGUGCUGAUGCGCAAGCGUAUCGCACUGUCCGAUCCGAAAGGCAAUCAGUUAUUUGAUGAACAGGGACGUCCUAGGACAUGGAACUUGCGCACUCACAGACUUGAUGAAAUGCGUAUGGUGUCCUACGUAGUGCCGCCGGGUCUUGCAGACACUCAGCUCAAACCGUAUGUGUACUUGGGUUCUACCUCAGAAGGGGGCACUGAGCGUCCACUUCCUGGUCAGCCCGGUGCACCCAAGAUGCCUGCUGGCGGUAUGAACGCUACAUACUACUCACGCUUGGUCGACCGAGCGCUUCUAUCGAAGCCUACACGCAAUUAA
This is a messenger RNA of Malassezia globosa CBS 7966, 420 nucleotides long. RefSeq lists its product as uncharacterized. The transcript has 3 exons. Lineage: Eukaryota; Fungi; Basidiomycota; Malasseziomycetes; Malasseziales; Malasseziaceae. The coding region runs from base 1 to 420 and encodes 139 amino acids. The record is from RefSeq and is a predicted model, not a curated record.